This is a messenger RNA of Drosophila nasuta, 3798 nucleotides long. Its product is annotated as putative G-protein coupled receptor B0563.6. The coding region runs from base 1280 to 2548 and encodes 422 amino acids. Gene Ontology annotation, molecular function: G protein-coupled receptor activity. The record is from RefSeq and is a predicted model, not a curated record. Lineage: Eukaryota; Metazoa; Arthropoda; Insecta; Diptera; Drosophilidae. Gene Ontology annotation, biological process: G protein-coupled receptor signaling pathway. The transcript has 6 exons. Gene Ontology annotation, cellular component: membrane.
CCACACGGCAUGGACGUGCCUCAGCAGGAAAACAAGGAAAAUUGAAAGCAAUCAGCAAGCAAGCAACCAGCAAACACAUAUUUACUGGCACUUUUUGAAGUCACAAACUGGACAACGGUCAACAACAGAAGCUGCAGCAAUAGCAACAGCAACAGCAACACCAAAAGCAGCAACAGCAGCAGCAGAAGUAGCAAAAACAACAACAAGGAAAAAACUCAAACAUCAUCAGCAUUUUUAUCUGUGUUAUUUUUUUUUGUUAUUUCUUUUGAUUGUUGUCGUUAACUUUUGAAGGUUGAAGGCAGUUACAAAGUGAAUGACUUUUGACUUGAGUGAAAGUGUAAAAACCAAAAAACAAAAAACACAAAAAAAAGCAUAGUGUGCAAAUUGAAUGGAAAUGAAAAUGAGAAUGAAAAUAAGAAUGAAUAUUAUACAAUUAUUCAACUAUUUUGUACAAUUUUUUUUUGUAUUUGUAUCAAUUUCUCAAUUUGAUGAUUACGACAUUUCAUGCAUUCCAUCUGCGAAUAUAACAACACUCAACAUUUAACUUUUGAAGGCUGCGGCAUUUGCAAAACCAAAAAAAAAAAACGAAUAGUGAAUGGAAUUAUUUGUUGACGAGUGAACGAGUGUUUAACGAGUGAAUAGUGAAAGCAAUUGAUAAAGUACUUUCGUUUGUCAUUUGAAUGCGUGAGUGUGUUUGUGUGUGUGUGUGUGUGUGUAUCAAACGUGUCUCUGUCCGUUUCUGUGGCUCUUGUUGUGGUGACUGCAUUUGUGCAUUUCGCGCGCUCAAAAGUAGGCAACAUAAAAUUGUUCCUGUUGUUUUUUUUUUGGUUGCUUCCCACAAAAUGUUGCUGUGUGCGUGCUGGGUGCUAAGUGUGUGUCUGUGCAUAUGCAUCUGUGUGGUCGUGUAUGUGUGCACGUGUGCAAGUUCGCAUUAUUCAAUUGCCGAAUGCUGAAGCCUUCUUCAUCUUGCUGCAGAACAACUUGUUGUCUAUGCAAUACAUAUAUAUUUUUUGCAUUGUUUUUUUAUCUGUUGUUGUUUAGCGCAAGCUGAGAACUGAGCCAGUAAACAAAUACACCCACCGAUCCACUGCCAACUAGGGAAAUUGCCCACUGCCAAAAAUAAAUUACUGCAAUUAGACAACACAAUCUAACGAAGAUCAACAACAAUUCAAGAAAAUUAUUUAAAAAAAUAAACAACUAACAACCAACGAGCAGACACAAACACUUCAAUACGACACAUAAUACGGUGAUAAGGCAGCAAAGUGCUUCGCCGCAAACGAUGAUUACAAGAUUAUACAAUACGGAAGAGGAUCCCGCCUAUUGCUCAUUCAUCUGGGGCGGAAAUCUUAGCAGCAACGAUCUCGUUCUCGGCACUCCAGCUAACGCGUCUCAGAUAUUCAGCAAUGAUCUGCGGGACGACAUAUAUACGCAGGACGUGGAGGAUCCGCGCACCGAAUCUCUACGCCAAUACUGCUACGGCCUCAUGCUGCCAAUCAUCUGCUCACUCGGCAUCAUGGGCAAUGUUCUUAAUUUAAUUGUCCUCACCCGUCGAAAUAUGCGGGGGACUGCGUACAUCUACAUGCGAGCGUACUCAACAGCCGCUCUGCUUGCAAUUGUCUUUGCCAUACCCUUUGGCAUACGCAUGCUCGUCCACAAGGAUCGUGGACAGUGGGAGGAAUUCGGACCGGCGUUCUACACGGCACACUUGGAGCUUUUUCUCGGAAAUGGUUGCUUGGGAGUGGGUGUAAUGAUGCUUUUAGUGUUAACUAUCGAGCGCUACGUGUCUGUCUGUCAUCCGGGAUGCACAAGACCUGUGAUAGGACCGCCUGGUUUGGUUGUGUUUCUGACCAGCUUCCUCACAUUCAUCAUCUACUUGCCGAGCAUCUUUCGCGGCGAGCUGAUCAAGUGCAUGCUGGUGCCGAACAAUGUGUUCGUCUAUUUGCGACGCGACAACACCGACUAUCAGCGCACUCUCUUCUAUUCGGUGUACAAGGUGAUGCUCGAGGUCAUAUUCAAGCUGAUACCAACUGUGCUGAUUGCCGGCCUCAAUUUGCGCAUCGUUUUGGUCUAUCGACGCACCUGCGAGCGACGACGUCAGAUGGUUUUGUCCCGCAUCAACUAUGUGAAGGACGAUGAUCCGCGAAAAUUUGCCGAGGAGCGACGAUUAUUCCUGCUGCUCGGGAGCACAUCAAUUUUGUUCUUGGUGUGCGUUUCGCCGAUGGCCAUACUGCAUAUGACCAUAGCGUCGGAGGUGUUGCCGAGUUUUCCGUUUCAGGUGUUUCGGGCGCUCGCCAAUCUGCUGGAGCUAAUCAACUAUUCGAUCACGUUCUAUAUCUAUUGUCUGUUCAGCGAGGACUUUCGCAACACGCUGAUGCGCACCAUCAAAUGGCCGUGGCUGAAGGCCAAGCUCUGUCAUUAUGGGGAUGAGGUGAGUGCUAGUCCGCCAGCAACGGCAACGGCCACGGCUGCUGUUUGUAAUCCACUCUGCCCGCCCAUUCACACAGACUACACAGACCAUCAAGGGUGUUCCAAUGGUGCGAUUCGAUAAGGUGACCAUACGCAAUCAUCAACACCACAUCACCACCACAUCCGGCAUUGGACGGUCCAGCAGCAUCUAGUCCAGGUUAAGUUCCCACGCCUCUCCGCAAGCCCCCCAUUCCCCUCAGUCCCCGCAGUCCCCGCAGUCCCCUCACGUCCAUGCCCAAUUGCACACACCCCAACCCCCAGCCCCAGCAGACCAUUCGCAAUCUCCGUCUGACAUUCUGCCCCAGUGCCACGCCUACAGUCAAAGCUGCUCGCUAGCUAACAAACGCAUCCAAGGCAAACUAAUGGUGCCCACUUACCGAACCUCCUAUCGGCCCACCCGUUAAUUGAUGCUGGACUCUUCCUCAGCUGACAAGAUUCUUGUUCAACAUUAGACAUAGACAAAAAGAGCAAAAUAGCAUCUAUCUAUCUAUCCUUCAUCAUCAUCUACGAUUCCUUUAGAGUGUCUACAUAUACAUAUAUCAGCUAGUACAAUGCAGUACAAAAAAAAAAAAAAAACAGAAGUAUGUGAAAAUAUAUUUAAAUGUUCCAUAAAAGAAACCGAAAAUACAAAAUACAUAAUACGGAAAUAAUUCCAUACAAGUUAUAGGUGUGCAAUUAAUAUAAUAACGGAAUACAUUACAAGGAAAAAACAUACAUACAUACAGUUCAAUGCAAAAUAAAAUCGAUGUUAUGCAAAAUAUCAUAUUCUAAUCAAAUAAAGCCAAAUCAAGAGAUAGAAGUGGAGCAAAAGGCACUUAAAAGAGAGAUGAAGAAAAGAGUUUGCAUUGCAUUUAAGCUGAAAGCGAUCGACAUUCCGCUAAUUUCGAAUUGGAUGAGGACGAAGUGAGUUAAAAGCUACAAAGAAUAAUAUAUGAGCCCCAUACUUUGAGCUGGCAGUGGAAUGAUUAUUGAUGGAUCGAAUGGACAGAUCAAGCGGGAUUCCGUUGAUGAGCUUAUCUGAUCAAGAUUAAGAAUAUAUGUCAAAGAAUUUAAACACAAAAAAAUAUUUAUAUACGUGCAUACAUGAAUAACCACAAAUCAAGAUAUAUUCGAAAAUAUAAUACUAAUAAUAAUAAUAAUAUCCAUGCAAUGUUCUCUGUGUGUAACAAAAUAGCAAACUAUCAAUUUCACGAAACGCUUCAGAGUAUUUCACACUUAUUUCCAGGCACUCACAUACAAUCGUACACAUACACACACAUGCAGACAAUACAUAGACAUACAAUUGAACAUACCUCCAUCCAGGACAGAUGAAAAUACAAAAAAAAAAAACAA